UGGGUGUUACUGCGUGUGACGUUAUUGUCAGCUGGUCAAUGUUUACAUCCAUAAUAGUGGUGAAAUCUAUUGAAUGUGUAUGGGGGGAAACGAGAAGGUAACAACAUAUACGAUUUCAACAUAAUUUUGAGAAGUACAGUUGACACUAUAAAGCAGCGUCGAUUAAACGUCACUUCCAUAAGGUAAAGACAGCUGCUUCGUAUUUCUGUUAGCUCCAACCAGACCAUAAUUUUUCUUCUCUGCAUAGCAGCUCUUCAUAGACGACAUCAACAGAGACAAAGAGACCGUGAAGAUGGGAGGAGCAGUGAGUGCGGGGGAGGACAAUGAUGAGUUGAUUGACAACCUGAAGCAGGCCCAGUACAUCCGUUCGGACCUAGUGGAGCAGGCCUUCAGAGCAAUCGACCGGGCCGACUACUAUCUGGAAGAGUUCCGGGACAGCGCCUACAAGGACCUGGCCUGGAGGCACGGCAACAUCCACCUCUCAGCCCCCUGCAUCUACUCAGAGGUGAUGGAGGCCCUGGACCUCCAGCCUGGCCUUUCCUUCCUCAACCUGGGCAGUGGCACGGGCUACCUCAGCACCAUGGUGGGACUCAUACUGGGUCCAUUUGGAGUGAACCAUGGUGUGGAGCUGCAUCAAGAUGUCAUUGAGUAUGCAUACCAGAAACUGGAGUUCUUCAUCAAGACCAGCGACAGCUUCGACAGGUUUGAGUUCUGCGAGCCCUGUUUCGUGAUAGGGAACUGUCUGGAGAUAGCCCCAGAGAGUGGUCAGUAUGACCGGGUGUAUUGUGGAGCUGGGGUGCAGCGGGAGCAGGAAGACUACAUGAAGAACCUACUCAAAGUAGGAGGAAUCCUAGUGCUGCCAUUGGAGGAGAAGUUGACCAAGAUUACUCGAACAGGCUACAACAGCUGGGAGACCAAAAAGAUAAUUGCUGUGUCAUUUGCCCCACUGGUGUUGCCCAAACACAGAGACAACAGUAAAUCUAAAGCAGUGCCUUUACCGACCAUGUUUGAGGUGCGGACUCUGCAGGACUUGGCUCGUAUUUCUAUCCGCCUGACGUUGAAGAAGACAGUGGCGGGGCCAGGGCCGUUGCCCAGGAGGAGGCUGGCCCACAGCGGGGAGCGGUUCCGACGGAGGCGGGCCCAACACCGUGGCUCCACCCUACUCUCCAACCGCUACGUAUUCAUGAGCCGCCUCAUCCCCGGGCCGAUGGACAACAACAACAACCGCUCUGGAACCGACACCGAAGAAGAGCAGGAGGACGAGGAAGUGGAAGAGGGGAACUGCAGGGUUCUAGGAGAUCCUGAGGAAGAGGAGGAGAGGAGGGAGGGCGGUGCCCUUCUACAUGAGGCUCCAGUGAACCUGCUAAGAGAGAGGAUCUUGGGUCUGCCGCUCCCUGAGCCUCUGAAGAUGUACCUGCUUCACUACAGAGAGAAGUAGGGAGGGACAGGAUACGUGAAGCUGUGCGCCCAUUCUUUAACUUGUUCCCAUCCCUAUGCCCUUGUUGACUCCCCUUUCUGGAUUCAGAAGUAAUGGAUGUGUAAGAAAUAGGCUGAUAACUCCAGUGGAAUGGCUAAAAUUAGUUCCUACUAUUUUUUUAUACAGCCUACCUAAUAAGUUGCAAGUCAACAACUGGUGAAUUUGAAAUCAACCCCUAAAAACUUCAUGUUGAAGUGAAUAUCUAGAAUAAUUGGAUAAGUAGAAGCAAUAUGGUAAUGGCACCAUCUCCCCCUCCCCUGACAGCCCAGGUAAACCUAUCCAGAGGUGCCUAGGAGGUAACAGUUGAGUUGGAAAAACAAGGAUGGCGAGUUAGGGAUUGGAAGCUUACUUAGUCAGCCCCAGAGACGUCACCACCACCAGCCUCAUAGGACUAUCCCAACAACUCCUCUGAACACUCAAUUCUCAUAAUCUCACUCAAUUCCCUACCUGUGAACUCCAUCUUUUGGGGUAUCUUCGGUCUUGUGCCUAACCGGGGCAUCCAGUCUCCAAGUCCUUCUUUAUUCCCUUUGAAUUUUGUAAAUGUGAUUGUUUGGAAAAUUAUACUUUUGACUGACCGAACAAUUCAGUGGAGCUUUUGAGAUGGACUUACAAGUACUGAAAGCCCCAAAUGUUGUGAAAAUAUUUUCCUCAUUCUGUGUUCAUAUCUUACUGAAUUGAAUGUACUUGGUGAAAGCAGGGAAUUUGUUGAAGAGGCCAUUUCUGUUCAGGCAAAUGUCAAGGGCUCCAGGCAUUAAAGUAUAGUAACACAUUUUUGCACACAGUGGGUAUAGAAAUGAAAGGACCACAUUGUCAAACAAUAUUACCCAAAUUCACUCAUUUUGUGAAUUCUUUCAUCACAUCUUUUCAAAUAAUCUGAGAUUGUAGAACACCCCUGGAUUAGGGGUAAAAAGUGAAUGAGUGUGGGAUAGCAAUUUACCAUUGGGUUCUUAAUGCAGAACUGUAGUCAAAGUAGUGAAGAAUGUAUGUAUCCACCUGUGAAGGAAUUUAAGUACUAAUUGGUCUACAUUGGAACUUCAGUGUAAUGCUCUUUGGUGGUGUUUAUCGGUUGUUUAUAAAAUGUUUUGUCUGAUGUUCUCAGUGCCAAACUUCUCCAGCACUGGCCGGCUCCAAAUGUUUCUUGUGGUUCCGUUCUACAAUGUGUCAAGUUGUUCAGCGGAAGUAAAAAUUUGUAUUUAGAAUAAAUAUCUACGUGUGACAAGAUGUUUGGAAAAUAAUUGUAGCGUGACUAUCAUUAAAACAAGUUAAACUAUACUGCAAGCAAAUUAAAAAGUUGUAUUGCUUAAGACCAGACUGCUUGAUUAGUUUUGAAUAUUGUGCUUAGCUGCAGAGUAGUCUUGACUUUGUGUGG
Oncorhynchus mykiss (rainbow trout) is the source of this 2846-nucleotide messenger RNA. Lineage: Eukaryota; Metazoa; Chordata; Actinopteri; Salmoniformes; Salmonidae. The record is from RefSeq and is a predicted model, not a curated record.